Molecule: messenger RNA, 3294 nt
Organism: Sphaerodactylus townsendi
Lineage: Eukaryota; Metazoa; Chordata; Lepidosauria; Squamata; Sphaerodactylidae
Gene: KCNK10
Product: potassium two pore domain channel subfamily K member 10
Exons: 7
Coding region: 411-2033 (540 amino acids)
Biological process (GO): stabilization of membrane potential; potassium ion transmembrane transport
Cellular component (GO): membrane
Molecular function (GO): potassium ion leak channel activity
Source: RefSeq, a predicted model, not a curated record
UGUGUAAUGCUGCAGUGGGCCACUCGCACCACCCCGGGAGCAGCCGCCAGUGGACAAGACCAGUCAGCUGCUGGGGGGGCUCCUAUACAAAACCGGGCAGCUCCUCGGAUCAGACUUCUCGCCUUUCGCUCCGGCCCCCCUUUUUCAUGGUUCUCCGAGCUCGCGUGGGCAUCCUCGGCUGGGAGGUGGUCCCUUGCCCCCUUGCUCGUGUUCACGGGUCUCUCUCUCUCUCUCUCUCUCUCUUUUGCCUGGCGACCCACCGCUUCCCCACCACCCCUCCGAAGGCGCUGCCGGCUCCCCCCCUCCGCUCUGACAUUAAUUUGUUUGUUUGGAGGCACCGCCGAGGCAGCCAAGGUUGGGCAUUCGUGUAAUUCUCUCCCCCUCCCCACCCUCCUUGUGCGAAGGAAGCGAUGAAAUUUCCAAUCGAGACGCCAAGGAAACAGGUGAACUGGGAUCCACAAGUUACUGUUCCGUCAGCUGUUCCGUCAGCUUGUGAAACUGAGACAAAUAAAACCAACGGACACCAUCCAGCACCCCGACUGUCUAUUUCCUCCCCCCGGACAACUGUGAUUGUCAGCAUGGAAACCCCCUCGCAGGGUUUGCAGACAGUCAUGAAGUGUAAAACAGUAGUGGCCAUCUUCUUUGUGGUUGUAGCCUACCUGAUCAGCGGAGGGCUUGUGUUCCGUGCCCUGGAGCAGCCAGAAGAAAGCAGACAGAAGAUCAGAAUAGCGGAGGAUAAAGCUAAAUUCCUUCAGAGGCACAACUGUGUAUCUUCAGAGGAGCUGGAGGAAUUGAUUCAGCGGGCUAUUAUCGCUACUAAUGCUGGAGUUAAUCCUGUAGGAAACUUUUCUAAUAGCAGCAGCCACUGGGACCUUGGAAGUGCCUUUUUCUUCGCUGGAACUGUCAUCACGACAAUAGGGUAUGGAAACAUUGCUCCUAGCACAGAAGGUGGAAAAAUCUUCUGCAUUUUGUAUGCCAUCUUUGGGAUCCCACUCUUUGGCUUUUUGCUAGCUGGCAUUGGAGACCAACUGGGGACCAUCUUUGGGAAGAGUAUUGCACGAGUGGAAAAGGUUUUUCGAAAGAAACAAGUAAGCCAAACGAAGAUCCGGGUGAUCUCAACCAUUCUGUUCAUCCUGGCCGGUUGUAUUGUUUUUGUGACCAUCCCAGCAGUCAUUUUCAAAUACAUUGAACAAGAAUGGUCAGCGUUGGAUUCCAUUUAUUUUGUGGUCGUCACCUUGACCACUGUUGGCUUUGGCGAUUUUGUGGCAGGAGGAAAUACGGACAUCCAGUAUCGGGAAUGGUACAAACCCUUGGUGUGGUUCUGGAUCCUGGUUGGCCUUGCCUAUUUUGCUGCAGUCCUCAGUAUGAUCGGAGACUGGCUACGGGUUCUUUCAAAGAAGACUAAAGAAGAGGUUGGUGAAAUAAAAGCCCACGCAGUUGAAUGGAAAGCCAAUGUGACUGCGGAGUUCAGGGAAACACGGAGACGGCUGAGUGUGGAGAUCCACGACAAGCUUCAGCGGGCGGCCACCAUCCGCAGCAUGGAGCGCAGGCGCCUGGGGCUGGACCAGAGAGCCCACUCGUUGGAUAUGCUGUCUCCGGAGAAACGUUGCGUUUUUGCCGCUUUGGACAGUGGCCGCUUUAAGGCUUCAUCUCAGGAAAGCAUCAACAACAAACCUAACAACUUGCGCCUUAAAGGGACCGAGCAGCUGAGCAAGCAUGGGCAGGGGGCAUCAGAGGACAACAUCAUCAACAAAUUUGGCUCUUCAUCCAAGCUGACCAAGAGGAAAAACAAAGACCUGAAAAAGAGCAUCCCCGAAGAUGUGCGGAAAAUUUAUGAGACGUUCCGGAACUAUUCCUUGGAUGAAGAGAAGAAGGAGGAGGAUUCCGAGAAAGUGUGCAGCUCAGAGCAUUCGAGCACUGCUGUUCUCACCAACUGCAUUGAGCAGCACAUGGACUUGGAGAACGGAAUCAUACCCACUGAAACCAAAGAAAAGGAACAUGAAAACAAAUCUUUACUUGAAGACAGGAAUUAAAUGUAAAAAAACCCCCCACCAUUAUUUGACUUUAAUGAACCAAUGUUAGUCUUUUAUACAUGUAUACGAUAUAUAUAGAUAUAUGUUUCAUGACACGUGCCUUAUACAGACUCCGAAUUGAAUCUGAACUAACAUAGCAUCCAAGAAUAUUUCACUGUGCCAUAAUGACGGAAGCUUGCUCUGCCAAAAGGAAUCAUUAAGGCAACAUGGAAGAAUGGCAUCUCACAGUGGAAUAUUGAUGAAUAUGUCAGCCUACGUAAAUGCUUGCCACUGGGGAAAUACCAGUGCCUUGGUAAUGCAGCUAAAAAGAUGAUCACCAUGGCAGGAAUGUGUGUCUUUGAAGAACAUUCAGGAAGCAAGGAAAGAAAAGUGUCUACGUAAAUCUUUUCCAAUGGAUCACCAAGUUUCUUGCUCCUUUCACUACUGAAAUUCUGGGUUUUUUUUAAAAAAAGGCAAAACAAUGGGGGUGGGGGCUGUCGAUUUUUAAAAUAAGGCAGUGUUCAUGGUUUGGCAUGGGAUCCAAAUAUUGGUAGUUUCUCUGUUUUGUAUUAAAAAUACAAAAACAGCUUUCAGUACCCUCCCCCUCCCCAAAGAAUGAUCACGCACAAAGAGGCCGUCUUGACUUGAGUUAAAGCAUCAACAAAGGCAGAGCAGGUUGCUUUUUCCAGGAAAAAAAGAAAAGAAAUACACAAAAACAACACAUUGUGACUAUUUAUUAUAACAAAUGGAAAUUAAAAAGUGGGGAAAAUGGCAAAAAUAAGUGUUCCCUUCACCUUUGAGAGAAGAACCCAUUAUAAACAGACAAUACACUGGGAAAAAAACUGAUUAGAGAGGAAAUAUAUUGAUAACCUUGUGCUUGGUUCAAUAAGCAGUGAGCCACUUGGUUUUUUAAAAAACAAAAUUUUGCGUUCACACUUUGUAUCACUGAAGGAACUACCAUUUUAAUGAUAUAAUUUUCGGAAGACAGAAAGCAAAGCCUUUGCAUGAUGUCAACAGUUUGCUAUUCUCUGUAGCGGAAUUUGAAUUUUUAAAAGUAGACAUAAGUGCAUAUUCCAUGUUAGGACCAGGGGCGGGGCAACUUUUAAAUCUCAGGGCUCGGUGUCCCUAUUUGGUGGGCUAGGGUUUAGAUAACAGAUGCAAACAACUCCAAAAUUCCAUGAAGCCGUGUUAAAAUCUGAAGGAAAGAUUUUAAGUGCUUACAGCUUUAAGUGCCAUUAAUACCAUCAUUGUGCAACUGUUAAAUCAAAUACUUUGCUUAAAA